Messenger RNA from Amoebophrya sp. A25, 5779 nucleotides. NCBI's taxonomy places the organism in Eukaryota, Dinophyceae, Syndiniales, Amoebophryaceae. The record is from the annotation of a GenBank genome assembly.
GUCUGCCACAUCGGAUGGUAGGCCCCAACCUAACCUAACCUAACUAGAAUAUGUACGCUAAUCCAAAUCUAUUCAUUCUACUCUAAUAUUGAUCUUUCAGCAUCAACUUCCUCUUGCGAGUACUUAUGAGUUUCUGUUGCAUCGUCAUAGUACAAAUAUAGAAUCAGUUAUCUAUUUGUAAGGACUUGCUUUUUGCAAUUGUGUUCAUCCAGUGACAUCCGCGUGUAGUUGUAAAUCAUCUUUUUCUACUUUAAAUCAGUAACUGGUGCUCAUAACCACAAGUUGUCGAAGAGUUCUAUUAGUUCUAUUAGUAUUACAACAAAGGAUGCCCGCCGUCCCAUCAUCCACCAGGAGUAGAGAAGACUCUGCUCCUUGCGACGUCUCUACUUCGAAGAGAAGAGCAGGCCUCGCAGACGUUCCUCUUUCCGACUCACCUGCAGAACAACCUGCUUCCAAGAAGCUGGAAAAGUGCUUUCGAGGCACAGAAUCAAUAGUAAGCAAUGCAGAGCCCCCACGAAAUGCAGAGUCGAAAAAGUCUUUUUAUGAGCCGUUUCAUGGUAGAAAGUAGUGUAGCGCUACCAGCUGUAGGUCGUAGUCGUGUUUUUGGCUCUUCAGUAGCCACUAAAGUCUGCUGGUUUAUCUAGUGGACCCACACCUAACCCAUUCUUUUUAUCUCCUGACUCCUGCUCUCAACAUCAGCCAAUCCAUUCGUAUUGCUGUAGUCUCUCACUCAUCAAGUCCGCACCUCUUAUACUGUAUCUUUUAACCCCCGCUCUUGCUCCAAGUACAGGGUUAGUACAGUCGUAUCUCAAUUCACUCUCUAAUCUGUUCUUUCCUCGCAGUGGUUUCUUCUGCGGGAAAUGUGGAGACGAAAGGACCUUUUUGUGCCUAUGCUAGCGAUCUGGUCUGCCUCAUUUGGUGGCGCUUUGCAUGAGCCUGUAACCACCUUUUUCUUACUGCAAUUGGGCGCCUCAACAGCUGAACUGGGCAAUUUUGGAGCCAUUACAACUUUUUUAUGGCUCGCAGCUCUAGCUCAACACUACUUUCAGUAUUUUCUGUCCUUACUACAACAAAAAAGCAGCAUCGACGAAAAACUUCUAAUUUUGGGUGGCAUAUUUGCGACGCCAGUGUAUGGGUAUUUGAUGGACAAGGGUGAAAAAAAAUAUACCUUCCUAGCUUGUUGUUUUUCCGCCGCUUGUUGCGCAUUUGGCUGUUUGAUCAGAGGACUGGCACCUCCUGUGGUCACGCCAGAAGUUAUGUUGAAAGGAAAUAUAAAGGGUAGUACUCACCCUCAAGAAAAGCGGCAGUGUACUCAUCCUUAGAAAGUGUCUAGUUUCAUCUUGGGUCAAGUGAGUACACUUUUUCCUGUCAUAGAAGUGGAUCUGAGUGGUCACGUCACCAGCGUUUCUGAUUCAGCUGUAUGGUGAAAAAAUAUGUGAUACUUAGAUGAGAUUGAGAAAAGACCACGAGCACAACCGUAGUUUUAUAUAUUAGGGUGAAGUUGUAUUCGUAGCUUUUGUAAACGAAAAAAGGACAACUGUAGAAGCAAGCUUUGUCAUUCUCGUCUUCCAUCUUGAUCUUCAAUAAGUAGUUAGCUUUAGGGCCUGAUACGGAGGCCGUGCCUCUCUCAAUAAGAGCACUCUUUUCAUCAGCCAACACCACUCGUCUCUUAGUAAUCCACUACUUUCUACUGAACCAGCUGUAGCACCAUGUCUCAGUAAUCGAUCCACUACUUCACUCUCAAUGAUCACUACUAGGGCCAUCUGUUAGUUGUAAGAACUAAUCUACUACUACUGCUUCUUAGCACUUUAAUUCUCAAUCUAUCAAUAGAACCAGCUUUGGCCGCACCAGGAUUCGGUGGAAAAGAGCCUUUGCGUGACGAAGUGCGACUGUUAGGGAGCUGGAUUACAGGAGAAAGUCCAGAAGAUCUAGUAGAAGAUAUGCGACGCUUCUUGCCUCCGACAACAACAACAGCAGCAAGAGAGCUGGGUGCGACUUCGAUGUCUAGUAUGCUUAUGAAAGUAGAUGUCGAAUCCAUCGAAACUAUUAUUUCACAAAAGUUGUAGAUCCAUCUACUUAUAGUUAUUCGCUCAUCAAGCAGCUUUAUCUAAUUCUACGACCUUGUCGUCGUCUACUCAUAGAGGCUACUAUGUACUGAGGACGAUCCGAACUUCAUCCGAACUUAACACUUCAAUUUUUACAAAAAAAAAAAUCCUUUUUUACAAGGUACAAAAAAACACUUCCAUAGGCAUCCAAAAAGUUUUCUUCAGCUGAGGAGAACUUCUACCCUCACUAUUAUUUCACAAAAGGUGUAGAUCCGUACUUCCGAGAUUAGCAGCUUUAUCUAAUUCCACGACCUUGUCGUCGUCCAGGAACAAGCUGUCAUCUGGUGCCUUCCCCCUGUACCUGGCGCAUAUAGUCAUGGGCUUGGGUGCGGUGAACUUCUGGAAUGUAGUGGGAUCUUACGUAGCUCUGGCCAUGCCCCGGGAUUUGCGUAGUCUAACGGUGAGUGGCUUCCAAGUUCAAGUCGCGUCCCUGAAGCUGCUCGGCACGUCUCUCUACCCUGCAUUUGACACGACUCUGCAAACCAUUGGUAGGGCUACAAGUAAGUAAGUAAGACCCUCCAUAGAAGUAAGUAAGACUGCAAAGGAUUGGUAAGGCUAAUGCGACUCCGUUUUUUUAGCGCCCUUGUUCGUUUGAAUUCUUGGGGUUUUCCUACCUGUGUCAGAUUUGUUUAACCUUAAUAACGUGGUAGCAGGGCGAGCCCACUUCUGGUCGUAAAGCUAAAGGUGUAGAUCAACUACAAACCCCAUUGCGUUGAUCAUGCUUCUCUUCUUUUUCGUGCUUGAAAGACAAAGAUAAGAACAACUAAAACUAAAUCGGAUUGAAAUGCUCCACACGAGAUGAAGUUCUAAGAUCGAGGCAGAUGGAUUGGGCCUCAAUACGAAGGAAGAUCGGUUACUGCGAGACCGCAUACACAUGAGCGUCUGUAGUAUAUUUUGCGUCUUCGGUUUCUUCUACAUGCUCUUCUGCUUUCGCCCAGUGGAUAUCGGUGGUGAGGCAGAGGAGAAGACCAAACGUAAUAGAGUUAUGGGUGAAGGUAAUUCAUCUCCAAAGUCAUCUGGAAGAUAGAAUGAGACAAGACGAAUACCACGGGACCCAGAUAAUCCCGGAGAUUAAUUUCCUGCGCCUCUAAUACAAAAAAGGCAAUAGAACUAGAAGUGGCACAGGAGCAGGACAACGUCGUCAAGGACACAGGGAAAGAAGUAACUUCAGGGAAAGAAGUAAGGACACGGGAAAAAAGUAAUGUUGAGCAAGGCCUUGUCCAAUAUGAAGAGGGUCCUUUAUUUACAACGUCCCCCUUUGCUGCGACAUCCACCACGACUGCAGCUACAACGAUCGAAAGUACAGCAAUAUCAGAGCCAGAUAAUCCAGGUAACGACAACGCCAAACCUAACUAUCAAGAUGACCACAGACCUACUACGACUAGCACGAAUUCUCCACGACACACGAGCAGACUGAGACUGAGAAUAGUUCUUUCUCUCCUCUGUGUUGGCAUGGUUGUCCAAGCCUUUGGGGAGACGGUUGCUCGGGUCUUGUGGCCACUACAUGUGCGAGAGCAAUUCGGAUGGGACAGUCAUGAGCUAGCCUAUCUACAACUCGGCUCGCAAGUGGCCUUAUGGCUUGUUUUGAUGUGCGAUGCCUAGCUAGGGUUUGAGAGAACCCACAAAGGAUGUGGGCUCUAUUGAUCGGCAAUUGUUGAUUGCCAUUGUGACAACUGAUGAGAAAAUGAUAGAACCAACAUUCAAACAAGGUAGAUUCUGAAUCUCCUAACACUACCACAACUUCUAUGUGAGGUAGGUACUAGUAUGAUCUAUCAGAAUAACUUCGUCUUCAAGCAAUAAUUAAGUUAAAAGUCGCUCAGGCGUCAAAAGAUACCUCCAGAACACGAUGAAUGAAUGAGUGAACAAGAAGAUCAUGAAGGGAGUUUUUCAAUCACAUUGUUUGAUGGCCUACUGACGAAAUUUUUGGUGUAAUCCUGAUCACUGUGAUGGGCCCUCUCACUCCCCCCGUAGUGCUCAUUUAUUCUUCCUCCUCGCUUCCUCUAAUACGAGUAAUCCUUGCAACAGUCAGUUAUCCGCCUUUGGUCUCCUCCCUCGGUCGCAAAUGCACAGCAUCGGCACUUCCGCUAUUUGCAGGCUUCACCUUGUUGACAGCCUUCUUACAACCAGCACAACUUGUUCUAUUUUAUGGGACGUCCGAGAUGGCCGUGAAUUAUUUGGAUUCAUAGAGUAGUGUCUCUCAAACUCAAACCACACAUUUCUUGGUGUGUUUUCUGCUACAGCUUCACGUCUAGUAAUAAAGAAUUGGAAUCUUCUUGGCUGGCGCUGAAGCACGUAGCAUGGUGAAAUGGACAAGCCCGGCUCUUUUAGGGUGGAAUUUCUCUUCUGCGGGGAAGACCGAAUAGCGAUAAAGUGAAGAUUUAGAGCAGCACUUCUUAGAUUUAGAGGCCUUCUAAUCCACAUCUACCCAUCUUCAAGAAGAUGUUGAAAGCCAAAACCUCCUUUUUCCUUUCCGAGAAACUUUCAGCGCAAAGCAGCUAUGUUCGAUGCUACACACCGUCAACGUCCUGCUGUUCUUGGCAGCUUCGGUUAAGGCUCAAACCAAGUCAUUUCUGCAAUCCAGUCCUCCCUAUUUCCUUCUCAGGAUUGGGAGAAAGGUACGCAAGAAAUGAAGCGUUUUGCGCUCUAAGUCUACAAUCCUGAAGGUUUGCUUUCAGCACGUCGCAACGUUAGCAGCGCCUCCAGCGUAUCAAGGUCGGCUCUUCUCUGCUUUGUUAUGGAUGAUGUAGCUCUUUUUUUUUGGUUCUGUGGUCGACGUUCAAGGGGAACUAACAAAUUGCAGAGCAGCUUCUCGUUCUUUAGGGCAAUCUGGAAUUUUCACUUUGCUACAACGACCACUUAUAAUACGCUUCUAGAAAGCGAACUAGAAUUUUUAUUUUUGUAUACUUAUUUCCCUAUGAAGAUAAUUGUUUGUCAUUUUCCCUCUAAUAACAGCAGUACUCUCUUCAAUUGGCACGAUCUUGGGAAAUUUGGUAGGCACAAGAUGGUCUUCGGCGCAUCAAGGAGACUCUUUGUUGCUGUUAUGACCAAUUUAGACGAGUUUUUAUAUGGCUGGAGCCAUUUUCAUCCAUUUUAUUGCGAUAUCAGAAGCCGAUGAGCACUGCUGUGUAUUUCUAGUCCGUCUGACUGCUCCUGCUUUUCCCUGAUGUUGUAACUAAUGUCGUUCAUCAUGAUCUACUUCAGUAGUUGAAUCAUAGCUCUUCUUCUUCCAGUUCAUCCGUGCUUUCAUCUUGCUCUAAAACUCGCAGAUGCGCCGUUUCUGCUAUCUGCAGGGCUCUUUGUGGUCAUAGGUGCAGCAAAUGGAUGGCUGCUCACGCGUAAUAUCGGAAGCGAUUAAUGAUUGAAGAAAGCUUUCUACAAGCGGACACCUCCUCCUGUGGUCCGUCGUGCGUACGAAGUGCAUUAAGUAAAAUAUGAAGAAACAACAUCGAAGAUGUUGAGAGGAACACGGUAUUGCAGCAAGAAAUGAAUGAAUCUUUCCCACAAGAAGGAAAGGGAUACGGAUCAAAAUAUGAGAGACUCACUGUACCACCUUUCAAGAAGAACUACAAGAAGGAAAACUGCUAUCUAAGACGAUGUCAAAAUGACUUAUUGUUGUACAUGUACAUGUUCAUGUUGUGAGUGGAGCUGGAGGUGAGCAACCCCUUUGUAAACAC